UAUCACUCCAUUUCAUUUUACACCUCUUCACAAAGUUUGGGUUGAUAUUUGUGUGGUUAAAACUAACCCAUAUCCGAAUCAUGAGAAUAAAGGGCAAUCUGUAUGACCUGUUUUGAUAUGCAACCGUUCUCAUCGGUGACUUCCUCUUGCCUCCCGUCUCCCUCUCGCAUAUCGAGCAAUCUUUCGGCCUACGGUUGUCCAGUACAAUUAAUAUAAGUCUCAGUAUCAUGAAUAAUCUGAGCAGAGGCCACUCCUGCGCGCUAUGCCAACAGCGCAAAGUUCGUUGUGAUCAACAGAAGCCCUGUGCCAACUGUAUCAAAGCACAGGUUGAGUGCAGGAUUAUUACCCCACAGCCUCCUCGGAGGAGAAAGAAGAAAUUGCAUGAAAGAGACUUAGUUGACCGGUUUAAGAAGUAUGAAGCGCUUAUGUCUCAACAUGGAAUCAACUUCAACUUAAUACUAGAAGGUGGGGACGACGUCGUAAACCUUGAGCCUGCGACAAAAGGAAAUGAAAAUCAUCAUAAAUCUCAGGUUGAACGUCAGGAAAGACCCUCGAAGUGGUUCCCAUAUUACCAAGAGGUUCGCUCGUCCACUGAAUUCGUCUCUUUUCAAUAUUUUAAGUUACUCUAUCGGUGUCUUAACACUAUCCUCCGGUUUACAAGUAGCCUGACUGUCAGCCAGUAUUGCAGAACAGAUGAUAUGCUACGCGAUACUUCCGAUGAUGAAAUUGAGCGGCCCUGUAUUCAUCAAUCCUUUGAUGCCAUGUUCGGUGAUACUGAUGGCUUCCCAUUUAAUGUCUGCGGAUCACCGUCCGAGAUAACUGAUUCGCAUCCGCCUACAAUUAAGCUAUUUCAGCUGUGGCAGAUCUAUAUCGAUAACGUCAACCCUUUGUUGAAGAUUAGCCACGUGCCGACACUCCAGGCACAGGUUGUCGAAGCAGCAGCCGAUCCUGCUAAGGUUUCUAGGCCGCUUGAGGCUUUGAUGUUUAGUAUUUAUCUUAUCGCCGUAACUUCGUUGACAGAUGAGGAGACUAAGAGCACCUUUGGUGAAGAAAAAGCCGUGCUACUGUCCAGAUAUUACCGAGGCACGCAGCAAGCCUUAAUAAAUGCCGGCUUUAUGAGGUCAAAUGAGCUUGUGGUGCUACAAGCUUACUUUUUAUAUCUCUUCAGCGUAGUGCAAUACAUUGACCCUAGAUCUCUUUUCUGCUUGAUUGGUAUUGCAGUACGUAUAGCCACACGUCUCGGUUUGCAUCGAGAUGGCUCCCAGUUCAGCUUACCGCCAUUUGAAAUGGAACAACGGAGAAGACUCUGGUGGCAGAUUGCCGCUUUUGACAAACGAAUCGCAGAGAUGACUGGAUCAUCCAUCACUGCCCUUUCAUCCUCUGGGGCUGACUGCAGGCUCCCCCUCAAUCUGAACGAUGCGGACUUACAUACAUAUGCCAAGGAAUCCGCAGCACCCAGUGCUGGCGCAACAGAGAUGCUCUUCUAUCUCACACGGAUUGAGCUCACCAUAGCAGUUGCUCCUAAUGGCAUGCGGCCUAACUACGUGAUCUUGAACAACCCACUAGCACAAGACAAUACAACUCCCUCGCCAGCUGAUGCCACUUCUGAUACUAACAGUCGACCCCGGACAGACAGUCUCGACCGCUACUGCGCACAUAUAGAAUCUGCUUAUCUUAAGAACUGCGACCACCGAAUUCCAGUGCAGUUCUUUGCUCUGAUGAUGGCACGCAUGUCGCUUUGCAGGCUUCGUAUUGUUGAAUUUAUGUGUCGGGGCAUCUGCGCCACCAAUCUCGCAGACCAGGAACGUGGUUUCCUUUUCAUGACUGCCAUAGAGAUGCUAGAGUACGAUAAUAUCAUUCAUACGACCGACAACCUACGAAACUUCCUCUGGUAUACUCAGCUGCUAGUUCCACUACCGGGCUACGUCUUUCUCGUGAGUGAACUACGCCAGCGCACCACGGGCGAGCUGUGUGAACGCGCGUGGAAAGCUAUUUUCGAUAACCAUAACCAUAGGUGCCUCAUCCGCAAGCUCCAAAGCCCCAUGCAUUUUGCCUUUGGCCGUAUGCUUAUAAAGGCUUGGAACGCCCGUGAGGAGGCUGAGCUACAACUAGGAAGGAAUAUACAGCCCCCAGAGCUGGUUACACGGCUGCGCCAACACAUGUCCCAGAAUACACAACCGUCCCGAUCGGCUCCAGGCUUGGAGGACAAAGAUACUACUGCUGGGACUGGAAUGUGGGUUGGAAACACCCCUGUACCAAACGGGGUGGGUCUGUUAGCCGGGAUGAUGUUUGAUGAAGAUCCGAUAUUCCCAUCUGUAGACAGCCCGAACCACCUAUAUGAAGAUGUGACACCAGACCAGAAUGACUCAUGGUCAUAUUUUAUGCAGUCCGGUGUGUUGGGGCAGCCUUGCGGUAACACUGGACCCAUUUUGACGAGCAAUGGUGGUUUUCAUUAUCCGUUUGGGUCAUAUCAAUGAUCACUAUCCAUGCUAUCUGCCCAAGGAUCCAAAUAAUCAGUUUUAUAUUUGCGCAGCUUCCAUUAGUAGUCCUCACUAUCGAUCAACUCCCAUUUAGCCUUAAGCGCUUGAUGUAGUUUCCUCAUGGGCCAGGCAUGGAUGGCCUUUGUUUUCUCAAUUAUAUCCUCCAACGCCUCUCGUUCCCUUAGGUCCGUGAAAUACUCGCCAUAAAGUAUGACGCUAAUCACGGCAUUAACCAAUGCAGGCGAGAGCUCUUGGAGACUUAGCCCGAUUCCACAAAUUUUGAGCACUAUCGAUCGAACCUGUGCUUCGACCUUACGAUGCGCAAUGCGGCAAUACGGGUCGUUGCUACAUUAAGGUAGAAUAACUAUUUAAAAAUUGGCAAGGCGAAAUAGCGAAAUGCAUGAAAGAUUGGCGUACCUUAUAUUAGGAUUCUC
Messenger RNA from Aspergillus alliaceus, 2914 nucleotides. Its product is annotated as transcription factor domain-containing protein. The record is from RefSeq and is a predicted model, not a curated record. Gene Ontology annotation, biological process: regulation of DNA-templated transcription; DNA-templated transcription. Gene Ontology annotation, molecular function: DNA binding; zinc ion binding; DNA-binding transcription factor activity, RNA polymerase II-specific. The coding region runs from base 228 to 2477 and encodes 749 amino acids. Lineage: Eukaryota; Fungi; Ascomycota; Eurotiomycetes; Eurotiales; Aspergillaceae. The transcript has 4 exons.